AUGGUUUGCAGACUUAAGGGAGAUACCGAGCGCCACAUUGAGCGACAGGUUCAGGAGUCGGUUGCAACUGAGGCCGGAGCUGAGACUCAGACUGAGCGACAUUCGACCGCAGAGACCACUGAGGCACCACCUGAGACUGACGCUGAGGGCGAGAAGAUAGACGGUGUAACUAUCACGAAAAACGAGGCCCGCUCCGAGACUGAGUCCCACAAAUCCUACCAAGCAACCAUCGAGGACGACUUCGAAGACCUAGGUACUGAGACCGCUUCCACUAUCUCUGGGACCUACACGCCUCCCACUACCACCGAGGCUCCGGUUGAACAGUAG
This is a messenger RNA of Lindgomyces ingoldianus, 327 nucleotides long. RefSeq lists its product as uncharacterized. The transcript has 2 exons. Lineage: Eukaryota; Fungi; Ascomycota; Dothideomycetes; Pleosporales; Lindgomycetaceae. The coding region runs from base 1 to 327 and encodes 108 amino acids. The record is from RefSeq and is a predicted model, not a curated record.